Chionomys nivalis (European snow vole) is the source of this 4875-nucleotide messenger RNA. It is a transcript of the gene Ptp4a1, whose product is annotated as protein tyrosine phosphatase 4A1. Gene Ontology annotation, cellular component: nucleus. The record is from RefSeq and is a predicted model, not a curated record. Gene Ontology annotation, biological process: protein dephosphorylation. Lineage: Eukaryota; Metazoa; Chordata; Mammalia; Rodentia; Cricetidae. Gene Ontology annotation, molecular function: protein tyrosine/serine/threonine phosphatase activity. The coding region runs from base 697 to 1218 and encodes 173 amino acids. The transcript is spliced from 6 exons.
CAUUGGCUCUGGGCUGCGGCCGGCUCGGCGACGCUCCUCGGGCAGCUCACUGCAUGGUCGUCUGGUGCCCCCGCCGCCUGCAUCGCCGCCGCCGCCGCCGCCCCGCGACGCCCACCGCCGCCUGCCCUGCCGCCGCCGCCUGCGCCGCCUCGGGACCGGCUGUAUGAUUAGGCCACAAUCUUCAAUGAGUAGACAUAUUCCUUUCUGUGGUGUUCUCGGUCACACAUUUAUGGAGUUUCUGAAGGGCAGUGGAGAUUACUGCCAGGCACAGCACGACCUCUAUGCAGACAAGUGAACUGUAGAAAUUCAUUACUACUCCACCAAGAAGCCCCCAUAAGAGUGGAUACCUGGACACAGACGUGUUGAAUUGAAAUCUGCAGAGCAUUUUACCAAGAGCUCAGACCUGGAUGGGGUAAACCUCAGUGCACUUCCUUUGUAUUGCCUCAGUAUUACUGGAUUGAAGAAUCACUGCUUCUUGUUAGGAGGUUCAUUUCAUUGCCCAUUUCUCCCAAUUUCAUACUCAAAGCACUGAGAAUUUCAAGUGGAGUAUAUUGAAUAUUGAAGUAGACUUCAGGUUGUUUUCUUUUUGUUUGUUUUUGAUUUUUUUUUUUUUGCAUCAUUUCUGUAUUCAAUUUUUUAAUUCUUUCGUAGCCCUAUUGGGUGUUUUUUUUUUUUUUUUUUAAAAACUAAAUUAACAUGGCUCGAAUGAACCGCCCUGCUCCUGUGGAAGUCACAUACAAGAACAUGAGAUUCCUUAUUACACACAAUCCAACCAAUGCGACCUUAAACAAAUUUAUAGAGGAACUUAAGAAGUAUGGAGUUACCACAAUUGUAAGAGUGUGUGAAGCAACUUAUGACACUACUCUCGUGGAGAAAGAAGGCAUUCGUGUUCUUGACUGGCCUUUUGAUGAUGGUGCACCACCAUCCAACCAGAUUGUUGAUGACUGGUUAAGUCUUGUAAAGAUUAAGUUUCGUGAAGAACCUGGCUGCUGUAUUGCUGUCCAUUGUGUUGCAGGCCUUGGCAGAGCUCCAGUGCUUGUUGCCCUAGCAUUAAUUGAAGGUGGAAUGAAAUAUGAAGAUGCAGUACAGUUCAUAAGACAAAAGCGGCGUGGAGCUUUUAACAGCAAGCAACUUUUGUAUCUGGAGAAGUACCGUCCUAAGAUGCGGCUGCGCUUCAAGGAUUCCAAUGGUCAUAGAAACAACUGUUGUAUCCAAUAAAACUGGGGUGCCUGAUGCCAUUGUCAUACAUAAUUAGCCAACAUGUUGGCUUAUUGAAUAAGUCUGCUGAAGCUUCCACGGGAAUAUUGAAAACCAGUCUUACCAGGCCACAAGCUUGACAGAAUUGCAUCCUCUAUAUUUGGGUUAUGAUCAACCUGUUUGGACACUUAGCAAAAGAUCUUUGCUGGUCAGCAUUUAAAAUGUGCUUAUUAUUUGUACCAAUUGACCCUUCCUAAAAUAUGGUAUUGAGUUAUGUCCUUAUAUGUACCCUGUGCCAGAGUAUUAUUAGUAUAUAAGGAAUUUAGAAAGAUUAGGUGCCAAAAUACCCAUCACAAUACCUGUAUAUUUUUAGCGUCGUACAGAACCAAAAUUCCAGAAACUAAGAACACUCUAGACCUUCCAUGGUUUAUUCCUUCUGUCAUUUCAAACACUGCAGGGCUUCUCGUUAUCUGCCUGCUCACUCUAUGUUUACAUCUCCCACACUCAUACCAGAUUACAUCAGGUUUGCUUAGCCAUCAAUAUUUUUUUUAGCAAGUCUUGUGCUGUCUUUAUGUCUUUCUUUGUGAUGUUAUGGGAAACCUCCAUUUGAAAAUCGACUUUGUUACAGAAGCACAUAUCUUCAAUAAUGUCUCCAGACAAAAAGCCUUAGUUAAUUUAAUAUUUGCACUCAAAGGUGCAACUUACAGGGAAGGCCUAAUAAAGAAUGGGAGGAGGCUAUUAAUAUUUUUAGUAAAAUGUUGCCUUUGUCUCGUGCAGAACAUGUAGAAUUUGCUCUUUAAUUUAGUAAAUAUUUUUAAAAGGUAUAGAUACAUUGUUGUAGCUAACCAAUUCUUAAUCAAAAUUUCUGAAAUUCUUUUUUUUCAUACCUAUCAGAAGUUGUUUUCCAACUUGCUUGAAUUAUGGUUUUCCCAUUCUCUUCCCAACCUCUCUUGCAAAAAAAAGAAGACGUGGGAUCUGCUAAUGAACUGAGCAGACAUAUUUUAUAUGCCUUUUCAGCUGUGUAACUUAAUAAUUGGAUACUUGAUCAUUUGUUUUAUUAUGUAAUCGAUAAAGUGGUGAUGUGUAUUAAUGUUAGUUCAACCAUAUAUUUAUACUGUCUGGGAAUGUGUGGUUAUAGUUCUGUGGGAGAAAUAAUCUGUCAGUGUUCACCAGCUUGUAAAAACGUAGUGCAGGAGCUUCAGCAUCUAAAUAAAGAAUGAAAUGCGUUUGUCACUGAGGUUAUUUUGCUUAAAAUUAACUUAUUUUGUAGAAAACAAUGGAUUCAGUUAACAUUUCAAUUUAUGAACAAAUUUAGGGUUGUGAGCACUAUUGAAUACCAAGUGCUUUUACUAUAAAUUUUCCUCUUUAAAGACCUAGAUAAUUUUGAACCAAUUGAAUGUUGUGUACUAAGAGAAAACAGUUUGUAGCAGAUGAUGACAUUGAUUUUUAAGAUUCAUUUCCAUCAGUCAAGUAGUUAUGACCAGUUUCCCAUCCAGUUUUCUCACUUUUAAGUUAAUUACAUUCCUGUAUAUAUUUUGAAAUUACUUUGAACCUGAGUAUUUGGCACAUGAUGACUUAAUAAAUUUUAACUUUCAAUAAUCUGAAAUGUUUCAUUUUCAUAGUUUAUGUUCAUGUUAAAUGAACAGGAUUUGUUUUAAAAUGGUACAAAUGGAAAUUGAAAUUUUGAUUGAGAAAUGAUAUCCUAUAAAAAUUUACUACUGCCCUUUUGUGCAGUCUAGCACAUAAAUGAUACUCUAUUACCACACAGCCCAUAAAUAAGCAUUUGUUCUCACUAGGAGAGGAAAGGUGCUGUCAUGAUUCCUGAAUAAACAUCUUAAGUUUGAAAUUUUGAAUUUAUUGAAAUUGUAUGGUGCUAAAAGUCACUUUGCUUUAUAAAAUUACCUGUGCAUUAUAAACUAUGAUAUUGGCUCUUUAGUCAAAUAUUUUGUAUCUGUAAAUACAGCGAUACCUGUGAUAACAUCCAAAAAAUACCUUGGGUCUGAUAACAAUUAUAAGCUGAGUUCUUAUAAUUUUUAAUAUUGGUGGAUGUUAUAAAAUUUACUUUGGGUGACUGGAAAUACAGCUCAGUAAGUAGAGUCCUUGCCUAGCAACCAGGAAACCCUGAGUUUGGUCUUCAGCACCACACGAUGAGACAUAGUAGUUAGUAUAUAGGGAUCAGGAAUCCAAGGUCAUCCUUGGCAACAUAACCAGCCUGGUAUACAUGGAGUGCUGGGUCUAACUACAUAAUUUGCUUUCUUGAGUUUGGGUCCCUUUAAUAGAUAGUGAUUAAUCUGUAUAGGAAUUAUGAUGCUCCUGAUACAGGUGAUGUGAUAUGUGAUUACUGAACCAGAAGAUGGCAGUUUCCUAUUAAAGGAAAGCCCUAAAAGUACAUACCAACAUCAUCCCUCCACACUCAGACACUGCUUGCCAGGACGUGAUGAAGUUCAUGUUGUGAGUGGUUAGGUGGUUCCAUAGAUACCCUCCUGUAUUUGCAAUCUCAGGGUCAGUUUUGUUACACUCAUCUGGCCAAUAGCUACUCCAGACAUUUAAGAGUACUGCAAAGGAUGUAAAAGAUGGCAAUACCAGAUGGUAAUUAGUUAUCCCAUACCUUACCAGUAACCUAAUUCUUUGUGUUGAACUUUAAGGAAAUGUUAUUGGUAAGAAUGCUUCAAGUGGAAGUGACUGAUUUUUUUCCUUUUAAAUUUGUAAAUGAAAGGGGCUGAAGAGAUGGCUCAGAGGUUAGGAGCAUUGACUGCUCUUCCAGAGGACCCAGGUUCAAUUCCCAGCACCCACAUGGCAGCUCACAGCUGCCUGUAACUCCAGUUUCAGGGUCUCAGACACUAUUACAGAGACAUAUAUGGAGGCAAAACACAAAUGCAAAUGAAAUAAAGAUAAAUAAAUUAAAAAAAUUUGUAAAUGAAAGGUUAAAAUAUAAAGUAGUAUCUACUGUAAUAUGUUCCACAUUACCUUUUAGGUAGCUACACAAUAUUGAAAUAAAAGUAAAAUGUGUUCAUUUCCAAUAGAUUGAGCCAGUGUAUGCAUUCACAAUAGAACUGACAGUAAUAAUUAGAUGCAUAUUGCCAUAUUAACCAGAUAAUGUGCAGAUAGCUGUUGAUAGCUGCCAAUUAGUAAUUCACUGUCAAGUGUUUUUCAUAGUUGAGUUUAUAUAAGGGGUUUAUAUGGUUUAUUGCAGCUUUGUGCAUACAGGUUGUAAGCCUCCAGUUAUGUAACUAAUACAUAUUUGAAGCUGAGCAUAGCUCUGCACUUUAAUCCGCAGGCAAAUCUUUGAAUUCCAGGCCAGCCAGAGCUACGUAGGUAGGGAGAGCUUGUCUUUAUUUGACCCUUAAGUAUACCAAGCCAUGCAGCUUAUGUAAAUAGAUACAUGCAAUAUGCCAUGCACGAGACCUUGUCUCAAAAAACGAAUAAAAUGGAGGGGAGGGAGUCAGGAAAGGAAGAAAAUCCAGCCUGAAUGAAGGAAUUCUAAUUCACUAACUGUGAUGAUCAUCUGUACCGAUGAUAACCUGCAGCCUGACCCACUGCUUUUAACACUUUUAAAAUAUUGUGAAGUUUUAUUUACAUUAAUUUUUUCCAUAAAAGAUACAUUCUGUAUGAUCAGAGAAAAGACGUUCUGAAAUGGAGAAUCUGAUUCAUUAAAGAAAAAUUGAAGUCUUUUUUUUU